GGCGCUCCGGGCUGUCACGUGGCGGCGCGGGGCCAGGCGCAGAUCUGCGAGAGCGUUUUGGGUCGGCGGGCUGCAUCCGGGCGCUGGUGCUCCGGACCACGUUUCGGCAGUGAUGGCGAACCCCAUCAAUGGAGCGCCCAGAGAUGCUGAGCUGUGGGCCUCACAUGAGCAAAUGCUGGCCCAGCCCUUGAAAGACAAUGACAUUGAGGUUUACAACAUCAUCAAGAAGGAGAGUCAUCGGCAGAGGGUGGGGUUGGAGCUCAUCGCCUCAGAGAAUUUCGCCAGCCGAGCAGUUUUGGAGGCUCUAGGCUCUUGCUUAAACAACAAAUACUCCGAAGGGUACCCAGGCCAGAGGUACUAUGGUGGCACCGAGUUCGUCGAUGAGCUGGAGAUCCUUUGUCAGAAGCGAGCACUGCAGGUCUAUCACCUGGACCCCCAGUGCUGGGGGGUCAACGUCCAGCCCUACUCUGGAUCCCCUGCAAACUUCGCUGUGUACACGGCACUGGUGGAACCCCACGGGCGCAUCAUGGGCUUGGACCUGCCCGACGGGGGCCACCUCACCCAUGGCUUCAUGACGGAUAAGAAGAAAAUCUCUGCCACGUCCAUCUUCUUUGAAUCCAUGCCCUAUAAGGUGAACCCAAACACCGGCUACAUCGACUACGACCAGCUGGAGCAGAACGCCCGCCUCUUCCACCCAAAACUGAUCAUCGCAGGUACCAGCUGCUAUUCCCGGAACCUGGACUACGCGCGGCUGCGGAAGAUCGCAGAUGAGAAUGGGGCUUAUCUCAUGGCCGACAUGGCUCACAUCAGUGGGCUGGUAGCGGCUGGCGUGGUGCCCUCACCCUUUGAACACUGCCAUGUGGUGUCCACCACCACCCACAAAACUCUGAGAGGCUGCCGUGCCGGCAUGGUCUUCUACAGGAGAGGCGUGCGCAGUGUGGAUCCUAAGACCGGCAAAGAGAUUCUAUACAACCUCGAGUCCCUAAUCAACUCUGCUGUGUUCCCAGGCCUGCAGGGAGGGCCCCACAACCAUGCCAUUGCUGGGAUCGCUGUGGCCCUGAAGCAAGCCCUGACGCCAGAGUUCACACUGUAUCAGCGCCAGGUGGUGGCCAACUGCAGGGCCCUGGCUGCCACCCUGAUGGGGCUGGGCUACCAGGUUGUGACAGGUGGUUCUGAUAACCAUUUGAUCCUUGUGGAUCUCCGUUCCAAAGGCACAGAUGGUGGAAGGGCUGAGAAGGUGCUAGAAGCCUGUUCAAUUGCCUGCAACAAGAACACCUGCCCCGGUGACAAAAGUGCACUGCGGCCUAGUGGAUUGCGGCUAGGAACGCCAGCACUGACAUCCCGAGGACUUCUAGAGAAAGAGUUCCAGGAGGUGGCACACUUUAUUCACAGAGGGAUAGGACUGACUCUGCAGAUUCAGAAUGACAUGGGUGCAAAGGCCACCCUGAAGGAGUUCAAGGAGAAACUUGAAAGUGACGAGAAGCACCAGAGGGCUGUCAGGAUUCUGAGGGAGGAGGUAGAGAGCUUUGCCUCUCGCUUUCCUCUGCCUGGCGUGCCUGACUUCUAAAAGAGCCGGGGGCUCCCCCACCCUAGUGCCACUUGGUCAAUAACUGCCCAAAGUUGCUUAAGGCCAGAGGGGCACCAGUCAGUUUCUUUAUGCCCUGAAGUGGAGGGGAAGGGUUUUGAAAUUUUCUUUUUUCCCACAAACCAAAGUUCAAGGUUCUACUGAAAUCUGCCAACAAAUUAUUCAAAUCUGAACCUGCCUCACACCUAUAAUUGUUCUGGAAAAACCAAUUAUUGCACAGCCUUCACUCAUGCAGACAGUGGUGUAAGGCCGAGCCCCUAGAAAGGCCCCAGCAGCUAUGUGCACCCUUAAAGUUCCUGGGCAUCCCUGGCCCACUGCAGCAGUGCCCAGCUUGAGAGAGCACGCCACUCUUAGUUAUCCUGGUGCCAGAGACUUACCAAAGACUCACUGAGGACCGUUAGGAUGGAGGAGGGAGUUUUUUGCACCUGGGAGCUCUGUGCUGUAAAUGGGAAUUAGGAGUUGGAUUGUGUCAAGUACCACCUAGCGGGAGUGUGGGUGUAGAAGCAGCCUCUUUCAUCCUUCCAUGGAGCGAACAGGGCUGAGGGCCUCCGAGACCAUCACUGCAGACAAGUGUGUGCUUGGAGGCCCUGCGGGAGAGGGAACCCAUGCCCUCCGCCAGUCAGGAAACCAAAUGUACCUUCCCGAAGAAACUUUAUUUUUCACAAAGCUAAAGUGCAAAACAUAGAUGACCAUUUUUUAAUCAGCACAAUCAAGUCUUUAACCACAGAAUGUCUACAAGAAUUAUAGCUUUAAAAAAUACAACCAGUUUUUAUAUUUCAAAAAUAUCUGAACUCAAAUAAAUUAAUUUCAUAAAAAGUA
Messenger RNA from Sorex fumeus (smoky shrew), 2404 nucleotides. RefSeq names its product serine hydroxymethyltransferase 1 (gene SHMT1). Gene Ontology annotation, cellular component: cytoplasm; cytosol; nucleus. Gene Ontology annotation, biological process: L-serine catabolic process; protein homotetramerization; purine nucleobase biosynthetic process. The transcript has 12 exons. The coding region runs from base 113 to 1567 and encodes 484 amino acids. Gene Ontology annotation, molecular function: cobalt ion binding; mRNA regulatory element binding translation repressor activity; mRNA 5'-UTR binding. The record is from RefSeq and is a predicted model, not a curated record. Lineage: Eukaryota; Metazoa; Chordata; Mammalia; Eulipotyphla; Soricidae.